CGGAUUCAGUCGUUGCACGAGAGAGCAAGCGUCGACUUGCAUUCCUUUGGCUCGGGCGCGCGUUUUGUGUACAAAGUGUUUAAACACAAAUUUGUUUGUAAAUCAAGCAGCGAGUGUGUGCGUGUGUGUGCAAAUACAAAAACAAAAUAUACAAAAUAAAGUAAAGGCCGUUCUCGCUGUCUCGGGGGCGGCAAGUAGCAAGAGUUCAAAUCACAAACCGCCGUUGCACUUUGUUACCGCUCUCAAAGUUGCCUUUUCGGUUGUCGGUGUUUUAAUCGUUGUUGUUUUUCGGUGGAGUAAGUGGAGGCGUCGCGCGCGUCCCUCGGAGGUGCCAACAGCAAGAGCGAAUGUGUUUCAAUGAUGUUACUGCCUUCGGGGCGUUCGAACAGUGAUGUGUAUCCAUUGCAAAAUGUCAACACAACAACGGCCAGUGUGGGCGGGGCCAAACCUCUGCUACUGACAAGAACAUCAUCGCCCCAGCUGACGACGUUGCCGAUGCUAAAUGGCGGCGCCAACGCCAACGCCUACGCAACGCACCGCUCCAACUCUUCGGCCGCCUUCACUGUCACAGUAGCACAAGAAACGGCCGGAAGUCUGUCGGGUACCGGAACACAGGCGACAACAACAACGUCAACGUCGUCACCGACAGCAGCAACAACAACAACGACGACAACGGCAACCGGAACAACAACAACAACAUCAGCAGCAGCAGCAGCAGCAGCAGCAGCAACAACAACAACAGCAACAACAACCACAACUGCAACUGCGAACUGUGCUGUCAACUCAGGAUUUGGGGUUGGCAGCCUUUAUGCCCCAAUUCUGGGAACGAGUCAUGCGAGCAGCGUGCCCAUCGGAAAUUGGGGCGAAAUUGAUCGAAACUUGAACGCUGUGCAGGAGAAACUCAAGGCUGGCUGGACAGUCCAUGUGGGCAAGGAUGGCAGGCUCUAUUACUGCAACCAUUUGACGCAAUCAUCUGGUUGGCUGCCCGCCUGCGAGGAUUGGAGCAAGCAUGAGGAGCUCUCCUAUGGUUGGGAGCGAGCCAUAGAUUCCAAGGGGCGUUCCUACUAUAUCAAUCAUCUGAACAAGACGACCACUUACGAGGCGCCCGAGUGCAUACGUUGGGAUGAGCAUCCGCCGGAGCCGCGCCUUGUGCAGCUGCAGCGUAGCGCCAGCCUUGGCUUUGGCUUUGUUGCUGGCAGUGAGCGGCCGGUGAUUGUCCGCUUUGUUACCGAGGGCGGACCCAGCAUUGGCAAGCUGCAGCCAGGCGAUCAGAUACUGGCGGUCAAUGGUGAGGAUGUCAAGGAUGCCCCACGCGACCAUGUCAUACAAUUGGUGCGCGCCUGUGAGACUCAGGUCUCACUGCUCGUCUGCCAGCCCAUGGCCCACUGUGUGCUGCCCGGUCGCAAGUCCACGCUGCUAUCAGCCGGCAAGCGGGCCAAGCUGCGCACGCGUCCCAGUCGUGUGCGUUUCGCGGAGAGCGUGUGCGUCAAUGGAGCGCCACUGUUUCCGCCGUCAGCUUUCUCGCUGGGCGACAUUUGUGUGCCGCCCAUGGCGAAUGUGCUCAAGGUGUUUCUGGAGAACGGCCAGACCAAGUCAUUCAAGUAUGAUGCCACCACAACUGUGCAGGACGUGGUCAGCUCGCUGCUGGACAAGCUCUGCCUGUGCUGCGGCGAACUCUUCAGCCUGGUGCUGGAGCAUGUCAAGAGUCUAAAGCGCAACAAGCUCACACUACUCGAUCCGCAGGAGUCGCUGGCACGCAUUGCUGCCCGGCCGGGCGCUCACAAGCUACGCUGCCUGUUUCGCAUAACUUUUGUGCCCAUUUCGGCCGCAGAGCUGGCACAGAGAGAUCUACAGGCGCUGGACUAUCUGUACAUGCAGUGCUGCAACGAUGUCAACCAGGAGCGCUUUGCACCAGAGCUUCAGCCGGAGCUGGCACUACGUCUGGCCGCCCUACACAUGCAUCAGCAUGCGCUGGCCAAUAACUUUGCGCCCGCCAAGUUAACCGUCAAACUGGUUGAGCGUGAGUUCGGCCUAGAACGCUUUGUGCCCGUCAGUCUGUUCGAGGGCAUGAAACGCAAGGAGCUGCGCCGGCUCAUUUCUCACUUCUUGAAGCUCAAUGCCGAGAUGACGGGCUCCUCCAGCAAGGUUCUAACCCAGCUGCAGGCGAAACUCCAUUAUCUAGAUAUAAUCGCUAGUUUACCAAGCUAUGGCGCCAAAUGUUUCAGCACAAACCAAAGAGAGGGCAUGGAACGCGUUCUGCUCGUGAGUCCACGCUUCGGCCUAAGUCAAAUAUCCAGUGCCAGGAAUUCGGUGCCACAGCCCAUAUCGGCCAUAGAGGACUUUACGCAUGUGGUGGUGCAUCGCGAGGACGAUAUCACCUGCAGCGUAUCCAUUUAUAUGCUGGGCGAUCGCGCUGUCAAGUUUAUUAUGGAGGAUCGCGAUGCCUGUGAAUUUAGUCUGGUGCUGGGCGGCUACUAUCGCCUGCUCACAGGAAACAUUUUGAAUGUGCUGCGCGAGCGUGAACCGCAUGAGGAGGACAAUGCGCCCGCCUUCUUGUCACAGCACACCGUGCUGCCCGCUAGCUGGAGCUAUCUGUUGCCCUUCCAUAACCGUGCGCAUAGCGUCAACUUUCUGAUAACGCCGCCAUAUCAUCCCAUGCCGCAUCAGGCGGUGCUGUCACAGCAACAGCCCGCACAGCAGUUGUCCUCCCAGCCGCAGGCGCUGCCCUAUGCAACGGACUUGGAUCUGCAUAGUGUAAUGGCCACCGAGCUGCUGGAGGAGGCGGCCAAGGACUCGGGCCUGAGCGACAGCAGCGGCAGCAACUAUUGCAGCGAGGGACGCAGUCUGCUUGCCGUCGAGGCCAAGAACGAGCAGGUACUGCGGCGCGUGCAGGAGCUACAGCAGCUCGUCCAAUGCUCCGAGCAGUAUCUGAACGAGCAAGAACAGGAACUGCAAAAAAUGCCCAUACCGCCGCAACAGCAACAGCAGCUGGGCCAUGGCGUGGCCAUGCUAGAGUUUGACAGCGACUGCGACAGCCUAAAUAGCAGCAAAGUGUCCUCCACAGAGGAGACAAACAUCAGCCAAACGGGCGGCCUAGGCACGCCAUCGCUCAAGCACAGCGACUCGCUGACCCUGCUGGCGGAGACGAUUAGCCAUGAGCUGACAGGCAUUACGCAGGGACUGAAUGCCAUUCCGGAGCCGGUAUCUGCAUCGGCACCGCCCACGCCCGCCACACCCAAGCGCAAGCCCAGCCUAUGCAGCACCUCCAGUCCACGACCACAGCGCAAACUGAACGGCUUUAGUCAGUUGCUCAGCGAUCUGCAGGCGCUAGGCACAGAUUUGUCGCAGAGCGAGAGCGAUUCGGAGUCGGUGGCGUCGCCAGCGCAAUCGCCAACGACUCGGCGGCCACAACAGCUGCUCCAGGCGGGCAUCAAGCAGCAGCUGGCGCAGCGCAGCAGCUUCGGGCUGCACAGUCCUGAUGGCAGUCACUUUGGCGCCGAGACAAAGGACUACAAUUUGCGCGAGUAUCUGCAACAGCUCAAAGAGAUAAGCAAUGUGCCCGCCGCGGACACUGAUGUCGCCGCUCGCCAGCUAUCCGAGAUCUACGGCUUUGAGGUGCGUGAGGAUACGUUCAUUGAGACGGAUACGGAUUUAAUUGAUUUGCGUGCCAUUCCGCCGCCCCAGACGCCCGACGAGCUGGACUCGCUAUCGCUGCUUAAUGCGGCGCCGCCGAAGGGCUUUGAGGGCAGAGCCGAGGAGCUGGAUAGUUUUCUGCAGCAGAUGCUGGUGGCGCCGCCCACCCAAAAAGCCACGCCCGCCAAAGAGCUGACGCCCGAGGAGAUUAUGUCCUUCAUAAUACCGCCGCCACCAAAUCUAGAGGCGCAGCCCGACACGGAAUGCCUGUACAGCAACUCGGUGCAAGCCAAACGCGAGUUUUUCCAGGCUGCGGCCAAUGGCAACAACAGCAACCAAAAGGAUCAGACACCGCACGUCAUUGAGUAUCCCACCGUGGAGCGCAAGAGCAAAUUUAGCUGCUGUCCCACAUCCAAGAAGGAGGAUGCAGCCCCAAUCGAGGAGCCGUUGCAGCCAUUGCAGCCACCACCGCGCACCCCCAUCACAGAGCAAAUGACUCCGCCGCCGGUACGUCCCCCCAAAAGCGCCGAGCUGCUGCAGCGCUACUCACCCAAAAAACAGGUGCGCAUCGUUGGACCCGUAAGUGUGCCAUUGCGUGAGCUGUGCCCCCCACAGCUGCCUCCACGCAGCAGUCCCACAACCAGCUCGGAGCCGGCUACGCCGCAGACGGCGAUUCCAAAUGCAAUAGCAGCCACAUCAGCGGUGAGUGCGCCCAAGAAACCCCCGCUGCCGCCCAUUGCCAGUCGCCCGCGUCCCGUAAAUGGCACGCCCAUACCCGCCAGCACAACAACUCCACCAAUACCGGCCACAGCCCGCCUACCCAAUGCGCAUUCCAACGGCCAGCCGGCGCUGCCAAAGAAGCCCCAGCAACUGCAUGGCGAGAAGCUGUUCAUCAAGAACGGCCACCUUAUCGACGGCGAGGCGCUGCUGGCCAAAACCGAUGUGGCCAUGGCCGGCCUGCUUAUCAAACUGGAUCAGGUGGCCGCCCAAUGCUCGGCCGCACAGUCUGCCGGCGGCGGCACCAGCAUCGAUGAGGAUAAAUUCCAGCGUGCACGCAACGAGCUAACGGAACAGACAUUGGCCCUAGUCACGGCCAGCAAGUUUCUGGUUGCCUCCAUGUCCGACAUGACGCUGAUAACGCUGCCCGAUCACCUGACCUCCUGCCUGACGGCCAUUCGGCGCAUCACGGAGCUGGCACAGGACAUGACACGGCACACAUCGGCGCCCCUGCAGACACGCAACAUUGUGCUCAAGGUGCACGAUGUGGCAAGCAGUUUCCGCGAGCUGGUCAGCGUACAGAUCGGACCCAUUGGCGCUGGUCAGCUGGCGCUGCAAGCGGAAUGCCUGGCCAAUGUUCUGGCCACGCUGCUGCGCAGCCUGCGCGUCUUUUCGCCCUAGAUGCAAUCAGCAGACCACGAUCCUAACCAACAGCAUGAACACGAGCACAACAUGCACACAGCAUAUCGAUCGCCCGUAUAUAUACACAACCAUCUAACUAAUUAAUAAAUAGAUAAAUAUCCCAUAAACAUACUUAUGCAAGUAUCUGCAACUAUUUUACAGGUAAACAGCCACGUCAGAGAGUCGUUGGUCUGAACUUAGGCUAGCAAUUGAUACGUAAACAGCUCUAGCGGAAACUCGAACAUAACCAAAUCUAUAUAUCGUGUUCAGAUGCUUCAGAUAUACAAAUACAUAUAUAUAUAUAUAUAAAUAUAUGCAUAUAUAUACAUAUAAAACCAAAGGCAGCCAUUUAGCAAGAAUUUAAGUUUUCAUGAUUGAAUCCUAUCAGCUACCUAGCAGGUGUCAUAUUUUAUUUUGUAAAUUAACAGCAUUUAGCUUUUGAUAAAUCUUAUUCAUUAGUUUACCAAGAGAUUUCGAAUUUUUC
This is a messenger RNA of Drosophila virilis, 5515 nucleotides long. RefSeq lists its product as uncharacterized. The record is from RefSeq and is a predicted model, not a curated record. Gene Ontology annotation, biological process: signal transduction. Gene Ontology annotation, molecular function: protein binding. NCBI's taxonomy places the organism in Eukaryota, Metazoa, Arthropoda, Insecta, Diptera, Drosophilidae. Gene Ontology annotation, cellular component: cytoskeleton.